AUGCAAUUUCAACUGACCCUUUUUUUGCACCUUGGAUGGCUCAGUUGCUUGAAAGCUCAAGAUGAAUGCAGCAGGGGUGCCUGCCGUCCUACCCCAGGCAAUCUCCUUGUGGGACGUAGCACACAGCUUACAGCAUCCUCUACCUGCGGGCUGAAUGGAGCCCAGAAAUACUGCAUCCUCAGCUACCUAGAGGAGGAACAAAAAUGCUUCCUCUGUGACUCUCAAUUUCCAUACAAUCCGUACACCCAACCGAACAGCCAUACAAUUGAGAAUGUAAUUAGGAGCUUUGAACCAGACAGAGAAAAGAAAUGGUGGCAAUCUGAAAACGGUCUUGAUCAUGUCAGCAUCAGAUUGGACCUAGAGGCAUUGUUUCAGUUCAGUCACCUCGUACUGACCUUCAAGACUUUUCGGCCUGCUGCAAUGUUGGUAGAACGGUCCACAGACUACGGACACACCUGGAAAGUGCUCAAAUAUUUUGCAAAGGACUGUGCUGCCUCUUUUCCUGACAUCACAUCUGGCCAGGCCCAGGAAGUGGGAGACCUUGUUUGUGACUCCAGAUAUUCAGAUAUUGAACCCUCAACGGGUGGUGAGGUUGUUUUAAAAGUUUUGGAUCCCAGUUUUGAAAUAGAAAACCCUUACAGCCCUCAUAUCCAGGACCUUGUGACAUUAACAAACCUGAGGAUAAACUUUACCAAGCUCCAUACCCUGGGGGAUACUUUACUUGGAAGGAAGCAGAAUGGGUCCCUUGAUAAAUACUACUAUGCGCUGUAUGAGAUGGUCAUUCGAGGAAGCUGUUUUUGCAAUGGCCAUGCCAGUGAAUGUGGCCCUAUGCAGAAGGUGCGUGGAGAUGUUUUCAGCCCUCCAGCAAUGGUUCAUGGUCACUGUGUCUGUCAGCACAAUACAGAUGGCCCCAACUGUGAGAGAUGCAAGGAUUUCUUCCAAGAUGCUCCUUGGAGACCAGCUGUGGGCUCUCAGGACAACACUUGCAGAUCGUGCACCUGCAACGGCCACUCUGACCGCUGUCACUUUGACAUGACCACGUACCUGGUGAGCGGUGGCCUCAGCGGAGGCGUGUGUGAGGACUGCCAGCACCACACUGAGGGCCAGCACUGUGACCGCUGCAGUCCCCUUUUCUACAGGGAUCCCCUCAAGGCCAUCUCGGAUCCCUACGCGUGCCUCCCUUGUGAAUGUGACCCUGACGGGACCAUAUCUGGUGGCAUUUGUGUGAGCCACUCUGAUCCUGCUCUGGGGUCAGUGGCUGGCCGGUGCCUGUGUAAGGAGAAUGUUGAAGGAGCCAACUGCAACCAGUGCAAACCCAACCACUUCGGACUGAGUGCUUCGGACACGCUGGGCUGCAGACCCUGCAACUGUCACCCCCUUGGGAGUCUGCCAUCCUCAACUUGUGAUGUGGACACAGGCCAAUGCUUGUGCCAGCCCUAUGCCUCUGGACUACGCUGUGAAGAGUGCAUUGUUGGGUACUGGGGCCUGGGGGACCAUCUCCAUGAAUGCUCUCCCUGUGACUGUGAUGCUGGAGGUGCUUAUUCUAACAUGUGUUCACCCAAGGAUGGACAGUGUGAGUGUCGCCCACAUAUCACUGCCCGCACCUGCACUGAACCUGUGCCUGGGUACUUCUUUGCUCCAUUGAAUUUCUACCUGUAUGAGGCAGAGGAAGCGACACCACUCCAAGGACUUGCACCUUUGGGAAAGAAAUUUACAUUUCUCUUGGUGACUUUUGGCCAGGCGUCUGCUGUUCACAUUGUUUUCCAAAGACCCAAUCCUGAGAAUCCUGUCACUUGGACUGGACCUGGAUUUGCCAGGGUUCUCCCUGGGGCUGGCUUGAGAUUUGCUGUCAACAACAUUGCUUUUCCCAUGGACUUCACCAUCGCUGUUCGCUAUGAGACUCAGACUGCAGCUGACUGGGCUGUCCGGAUUGUGGUCCACUCCGCUGGAGUGAGCAAGCACUGCACGCACAAGACUCCACAGCAAACGCCUCAGACUUUUGCCUUACCAGCAGCGGCCAGAAUCGCGCCGCUUCCCACAGCCAUCUGUUUAGAACCGGAUGUGCAAUAUUCCAUAGACCUCCACUUUUCUCAGCCUUUGGAAGGUGGGCCCUACACGCAUCCCCACAUCCUGGUUGAUUCUCUUAGCCUUGUUCCCCACAUCAAUUCACUGGCGAAUUUCUGCAGCAAGCAGGAUGUGGAGGAGUACCUGCUGCACGACUGUGCUGAAAACACCUCAGAAGUGGGACCUCAAGUGGUCCCUGGUGUGUGUGAAAGGCUCAUAGUCAGCAUGUCUGCCCAGCUGCAUGAUGGGGCAGUGGCCUGCAAGUGUCACCCCCAGGGUGCGAUCGGGUCCAACUGCAGCCGACUUGGAGGCCAGUGCCAGUGUAAACCCUACGUGGUCGGACGUUGCUGUGACAGGUGCUCAGCUGGAAGCUACGGUUUGGGGCAUCAUGGCUGUCACUCAUGCCACUGCCAUCCUCAAGGCUCCAAGAACACCAUAUGUGACCAAGUAACUGGCCAGUGUGCCUGCCGUGGAGAGGUGGCAGGCCGCCGCUGUGACCAGUGCCUGGCGGGUUACUUUGGGUUUCCCAGUUGCCACCCUUGCUCUUGUAAUGGGUUUGCUGAACUUUGUGAUCCAGAUACAGGGUCAUGCCUAUAUUGCAGAGGCUUUACAACUGGAAGAAACUGUGAGAGGUGCAUCGAUGGUUACUAUGGAAAUCCUUCUCUAGGACAGUCCUGCCGUCCUUGCCUGUGUCCAGAUGUUCCCUCCAGCAAUCAGUAUUUUGCCCAUUCCUGUUACCAGAAUCCUUGGAGCUCAGCUAUAAACUGCAGUUGUCUUCAAGGUUAUGCAGGUAUUCAGUGUGGAGAAUGUGCCCCUGGUUUCUAUGGUAAUCCAAGAGUUUCUGGAGAGCCUUGCCGGCCAUGUGCCUGCAAUAACAACAUAGAUGUAACUGAUCCUGAGUCCUGCAGCAUGGUAACAGGGGAGUGCCUUAAAUGUCUGCACAACACUGGGGGCCCAACCUGCCAGCUCUGCAAACCAGGUCACUUUGGAUCAGCCCUCAAUCAGACCUGCAGAACCUAUGUCCCAGGGUGUUCCUGCCAUCCUUCCCGGAGGGGCGCGAGCGCCGGCGUGCAGGGCGCAGUGCGUGACGGCGAGGCGGGCGGCGGGUGCCGGCGGCGUGGGGGGGAGGAGCGGUCGGGCCCCGGUGCGCGCGCGCGGGUCGGCCCCGCGGGCCAGCGCGGGCCCGGACCGGCGCGGGCGCCGCGGGCGGGCGGAGAGGCCGGGGGGCGCGCGGGGGGCGCGCGGCGAGGCGGGGG
Messenger RNA from Castor canadensis (American beaver), 3320 nucleotides. The record is from RefSeq and is a predicted model, not a curated record. NCBI's taxonomy places the organism in Eukaryota, Metazoa, Chordata, Mammalia, Rodentia, Castoridae.